Synchiropus splendidus (mandarinfish) is the source of this 3772-nucleotide messenger RNA. RefSeq names its product integrator complex subunit 6 like (gene ints6l). The coding region runs from base 624 to 3137 and encodes 837 amino acids. Gene Ontology annotation, cellular component: integrator complex. The record is from RefSeq and is a predicted model, not a curated record. Lineage: Eukaryota; Metazoa; Chordata; Actinopteri; Syngnathiformes; Callionymidae. The transcript is spliced from 17 exons. Gene Ontology annotation, biological process: snRNA 3'-end processing.
CGAAAGGUUCGAUCUGUCAACAAGACUUUAUUGUCCAUCUGCUGCUUGGCCAGGGUUGGGUGGCGGAAAAAAGGCCGCUUAUUGUCUCCAAAGCAGCCGCAGAGCCGGAGCCGCACUGCCUCCUGACACCCAGCAGACAUUUUGCUUUUGUGUCGAGCUCGCUCUCGGGCGUCGAGAUGGAGGCGGGCAGAGCUAGUAUCGCCGGUGACGUAGGGCUUUUUUUUUCAUGAGACGCAGCGCCGAUUGGUCGACGAGCCCGCCAGCUAUGAACAACCCCGCCCAUUCCAGAUUGGCGCGUUCCCAUUGGUCACGCCGUGAUGGACGUUGAACAGCUCCUUCUUUUUGACGGGAGACCGGAAGCGUGUUCGUUGACGAGCGAGCCGUUUGUCCGGAACUGUCAUCGGCCUCGGUCCUGCGCACGGGACGAGCGGUCCUUUCCUUACACCUCAAGCUGUCUCUGGACUCGUGGUUUGAACCGAGCGGAAGACUUCCGCUUUUGAUGCGUUUCCCCGUCCACAAACUCCUCUCCAGUAGAGCAGCGCGUUCGUGACGUGAUGACGAAACAGACAAGUCUACUGCACUAGAAUGGAUGACCCGGGGCAUUACGCCACGCCUUUUGAACGAUGCAUCGUCAUAAUAAUAACACUAAUAUAGCAGGCUGGAAGGAGAACCAUGCCACCUUCAUGUGUGAGCUGAAGAACCUGCAGGCGUCUGGGCUGACGACUUUAGGUCACGCUCUCCGAACAGCCUUUGACCUGCUUAAUCUCAACCGCCUGGUCUCAGGCAUCGACAACUAUGGACAGGGUCGUAACCCGUUCUUCCUCGAGCCGUCAGUGAUCAUCACCAUCACCGAUGGGAACAAGCUAACACACAGCUCCGGGGUGCCCGAUGAGCUGCACCUGCCUCUCAACUCCCCGCUGGCGGGCAGCGAGCUGACCAAGGAGCCCUUCAGGUGGGACCAGAGGCUGUUUGCGCUGGUCCUGAGGCUUCCCGGAGCAGCUGCACCAGACAACGAGCAGCUCGGCAGCGUCCCGACGGACGAGUCGGCCAUCACCCAGAUGUGUGAAGUCACCGGAGGGAGGUCCUACUGUGUCCGGACGCAGAGGAUGCUGAACCAGUGUCUGGAGUCUUUGGUGCAGAAGGUUCAAAGUGGUGUGGUGAUUAACUUUGAGAAGACGGGGCCAGAUCCGCCGCUGGUGGGGGACGAGAACUCGGCGGAGCCCGGUCGACCACUGUCCUCCUUCAACUCGCAGCUGUGGCACAGCUGCCACAAACUCAUCUACGUGCGUCCGAACCCCAAAACAGGCGUUCCAGUUGGCCACUGGCCCAUUCCCGAAUCCUUCUGGCCGGACCAGAACUCCCCGACUCUGCCCCCCCGCACCGCCCACCCGGUGGUUCGAUUCUCGUGCGUCGACUGCGAGCCCAUGGUUAUCGACAAGCUCCCCUUCGACAAGUAUGAACUGGAGCCGUCUCCUCUCACCCAGUACGUCCUGGAGAGGAAGUCUCCCCACAUGUGCUGGCAGGUGUUCGUCAGCAGCAGCGGGAAGCAGACGGACCUGGGCCAGCCCUUCGGUUACCUCAAAGCCAGCACCACUCUCACUUGUGUCAACCUCUUUGUCAUGCCUUACAACUACCCGGUCAUCCUCCCGCUCCUCGACGACCUGUUCAAAGUGCACAAACUCAAACCGAACCUCAAGUGGCGACAAGCUUUGGAGAUGUACCUGAAGAGCAUGCCUCCAUACUACCUCAUGCCCUUAAAAAAGGCUUUGAGGAUGAUGGGUGCACCUAAUCUGAUUGCAGACACUCUGGACAGCGGCCUGAGUUACAGUGUCAUCUCCUACCUGAAGAAGCUGAGCCAGCAGGCUAAGAUCGAGUCGGAGCGUCUGAUCGUGUCCGUGGGGAAGAAGGCGCCUCAGGAAACGGGCAUCAAGGUGAAGAAUCAUUCCAACGCUCUGUCGCUGGCCCACCGGAGAGACUUCAAGCAGCUGCUCCAGGGAAUCGCCGGCGAGGGGCCGCUCCGCCUCGCAGACCUCAACUUCAAAGAGUUUGCCGGCUUCCAGAUCGCCCUGCUCAACAAGGACGUGAAGCCUCAAGCUUAUCGCAACGCCUACGACAUCCCGCGGCGCAACCUGCUGGACCAGCUGACCAGGAUGCGCUCCAAUCUGCUGAGGACGUCGCAGAAGUUAAUCCGGGGCCAAGAUGAAGAUUACCUGCACAGUAUUCCUGUGGCUCAGAUGGGAAACUAUCAAGAGUACCUCAAGAUGAUGCCGUCGCCGCUGAGAGAGAUCGACCCGGACCAACCCAAGCGCCUGCACACCUUCGGGAACCCCUUCAAGCAGGACAAGAAGGGCAUGAUGAUCGAUGAGGCGGACGAGUUCGUCGUGGGCCCUCAGAGCAAAAAACGGGUCAACUCGGGCGACUCCAACUCCGGCGCCACGCUGAAAAGAAGACGGAGCAUGUCCCCGUUGCUGCGGCGAGCGCAGACGCCGCCGCCGCCGCCGCCGCUGAACAGCAACCACGUGAUGGCCGGAAAGAAACCGGCGGGGCUCCCGGGAGCUCCCAACAGUUUGAAACCUGCUCCGCAACACAGAGGCUUGGACGGCCACGUGGCGAUGGAGAGCAACGGCGAUGGACCUGUGGGGCCGGAGUCUGGGGAGGCGUGGCCCUCCCAGAUGGACGCAGAGAGGCCGUCGCUGCCGGAGGGGAAGGCGGCCGAUGGUGGAGAGGAGGCCAGCCUGAGCGAGGAGAGGCCGGUGGCCGAGGAUCACCCGGCCGAGCCGCAGCUGGACAACAACAGCUACGACAGGCUGAGCCCCCGGGGCCAGCUGGAGGGCAGCGCUGACGCCCGGCCCCCCGAGCUGGAGCCCAUCUUCAUCGCCCGGCUGGACGGCAGCCAGGCCGAGCUGCGCACCCGCCUCCUCAAGGAGGUCCGCAAACCCGGACGAAACUACCAGGCCGUCAUGGGGCUCCUGCAGCAGGUGAAAGGGCCGGCUAACGUUCAGCGGUACCUCAUCCAACACGCCGUCCAGGAAGCUGCCAGGUUCAAGAAGCGAGUCCUGAUCCAGCAGCUGGAGAGGACCCUGGCUGAGAUGGAGGCCACCACCUCCUCCCAGCUCCCCAACCAUCACGGCAGUUAGCUGGUCUGCCGGAGCACCACCAGACUGCUCCCAUGUCGUUCCAUCACGACUCCAGAUGUGCGCCACCUCUACAGGGCUUUGGUCUCCAUCUGCACAUCACACACAUGGAGCUGAAGCGUCAGUCGAUGAUGUGGCCCCAGUGUGAUCUCCCUUUUAAACGUGUGCCCCGCAGUAGCCAGGUGAAAACAAGUGACACAAGCGUCUCCUGAGUCACAUUAGAUCAACAGUGGAGUGGCAGGAGGACGUCCUGUCCUCCCGUCCUGCACCAAGCACAGUGGCUGCGUCGCCGUCCGUCCUGUCAGCAGGGCAGCUGUUGCCUCCACAUUUGUUUCAUCGCUCCGCUUCCCCAGCCGCCCCUUGUUUUUAAUUCCACGACAGAUGUACACUACUUUUUUUCCCAUGUUCAUAAGGAAUAUAGAUUAUUUUUGUGAAUUUGUUUAUUUCAGAGUAUGAUGAAUAUUUUGGAAGAAAAUUUUAAAGCCAAUUUUGUACGCUGUUGAAUGCACAUAAAAGUGGAAAGUUUAUUGACCUACUUUUGUAAUAAAACGAGUCAACCACUUGUGGAAAUGAAGGCGCUGGUUCGUGAAUCUUUGAUGUGAAAAUGGGAGUCUCUUGUUGAAGGUGUUCGGCCUGAG